AUGGCUUCCGCAGAGAUGCAGCAGGCUAUCAACGAGGCCGCUUCGGCCUAUACCAAGCCUGAAGGAAAGAUAUUUGAAUAUGGAACAGCUGGAGCAUAUCUAGACGUACCAUCCUGUGGUCUAACGCGAUGCCAUAACAGAGACCUCCUCAACACUGUCGUUUUUGCGGUAGGACUAUUGGCCGGUCUGCGCUCGAGGAAGCUCAACGGACAGUAUAUUGGUGUCAUGAUCACAGCCAGCCAUAAUCCGGCUGAUGACAAUGGUGUCAAGUUGGUCGACCCAAUGGCUGAAUGGGAGGUCUAUGCUACUAGAUUGGCAAACGCUCCUUUAGGAACUCUGGGGGAGGAAUAUGCCAAGCUCGUCCAGGAAAUCGAGAUUAAGAUGGACAACCCUGCGCGUGUCGUCUUUGCGCGAGAUACCCGAGCUUCUGGAGCUAGGCUUGCGACUGCGCUUAGUGCAGCUAUGACCGCUUCGGAAGUCGAGUCGACCGAUUUUAAGUAUAUGACUACUCCCCAGCUUCACUACAUUGUUCGAUGCAAGAACACCCUGGGUACUCCUUACGAAUAUGGAGAACCAACCGAGAAGGGCUACUACGAGAAACUCAGCGAGGCAUUCAAGAAGGUUAUGAAGGGCCGCACGACUACCGGUUCAGUGACUGUUGACUGUGCCAAUGGUGUUGGUGGUCCAAAACUUGCGGAGCUCGUCAAGUUCAUACCAGCUGCCAAGGAUGGUGGGUUAGAUAUCAAUGUUAUCAAUGACGAUGUUAUUAAUCCUGACAGACUAAACUUUGAGUGCGGAGCAGACUACGUGAAAACAAAGCAACGUGCUCCCCCUUCGUCCAAAGCCGGUGGACAGGAAAGGUGUGCCUCGCUUGACGGAGAUGCUGACCGAUUAGUUUACUAUUAUAUGGAUGCUAGUGGUGUCUUCAGGCUCCUUGAUGGUGACCGCAUUGCCACUCUAGCUGCCUCCUUCAUCGGUGAGCUUGCAAAGAAUGCAGGAGUUGCCAGCAAGAUCAAGAUCGGCGUUGUCCAAACUGCCUAUGCCAACGGUUCCAGUACCGAAUAUAUUGAAAAGGUCCUUAAGCUCCCUGUCGUCUGCACGCCUACCGGUGUCAAGCAUCUCCACCAUGCUGCAAUGAGAUUUGACGUUGGUGUUUACUUCGAGGCCAAUGGACAUGGCACCAUCACUUUCUCCGAGCACGCUCUGAAGACCAUCAAGACGGCCGAGCCCCAAUCCCCGGCCCAAAAGUACGCAUUGGAGAGCCUUGUUGCACUCACAGACCUUAUUAACCAGGCAGUUGGAGAUGCGCUCUCUGACAUGCUCUUGGUUGAAGUCAUCCUCGCCCACAAGGGUUGGACCUUGAAAGAAUGGGUUGCAACAUACACCGACCUGCCUAACCGACUCGUCAGGAUCGAAGUCCCAGAUCGUUCUAUAUUCAAAACCUACGAUGCUGAACGGAAACUUCAAUCUCCUGCCGGUAUCCAGCAACGUAUCGAUGAUCUUCAAUCACGUUAUAAUAAGGGUCGAAGCUUUGCUCGUGCCAGCGGCACGGAAGAUGCAGUUCGAGUAUAUGCUGAAGCCGCCACUCGGUCAGAGACCGACGACCUAGCUAACCGUGUUGCAGCUGUUGUCCAGGAAGCUGGCAAAGCUGCUGCUGGGCAGUGA
Molecule: messenger RNA, 1665 nt
Organism: Microsporum canis CBS 113480
Lineage: Eukaryota; Fungi; Ascomycota; Eurotiomycetes; Onygenales; Arthrodermataceae
Product: N-acetylglucosamine-phosphate mutase
Exons: 4
Coding region: 1-1665 (554 amino acids)
Biological process (GO): carbohydrate metabolic process; UDP-N-acetylglucosamine biosynthetic process
Molecular function (GO): magnesium ion binding; phosphoacetylglucosamine mutase activity
Source: RefSeq, a predicted model, not a curated record